Molecule: messenger RNA, 1889 nt
Organism: Magallana angulata
Lineage: Eukaryota; Metazoa; Mollusca; Bivalvia; Ostreida; Ostreidae
Product: battenin-like
Exons: 10
Coding region: 180-986 (268 amino acids)
Biological process (GO): regulation of intracellular pH; lysosome organization
Cellular component (GO): membrane; lysosome
Source: RefSeq, a predicted model, not a curated record
GUGAAAGUGAAAAUGAGGCAAUGUCCAACCACAUCAUGACAUUUGUAAAAGGUUGGAACACAAAUGUCCAAGAAAAGGUCAUUCAGUGUGACUAAAAAGAUACUAUACCACCAAAAGACAAGAAGCUGUCUUGCAACAAAAAGACAAGCUGCAAGACCAGAAAAGAAAGAGAGUAGUCUAUGAAAGAAAGAAGGAGGAAUGUUAUAUCAGCGUACUCGUCGGGAACUGGUGGCGCUGGGAUAAUUGGUGCUCUGCCGUACGCCGGUUUGACGUCGGCCGGUCUGUCACCUAGAAAGACGUUACUUGUGAUGACUAUCAUACCUGCCCUCAUGUUUAUCAGCUUCUCUAUUGUGAUAAAGAAACCCAGACAGUUCUAUCAAAAAGAAUACAUUGUCAAAUACAGUGAGGACACCAGUAGUCUGCUGAAAGAAUCAGAAGAUGCAGAUGAUAAAAUAAAAGGAAGAUUAACAUUGAAAGAAAAAUUACUCCUUUUAAAACCACUGAUGAAAUACAUGAUACCUCUGUGUUUAGUGUACAUCGCUGAAUACUUUAUUAAUCAGGGAUUAUAUGAACUUCUGUAUUUUAAUCACAUUUGGCUCUCUGAGAAAGAACAGUAUAGAUGGUAUCAAGUGGACUACCAGUUAGGCGUGUUCAUCUCCAGGUCAUCUGUCAAUGUGUUCAAAAUCAACAAACUGUGGACUCUUCCAGUGUUACAGUGUGUUAAUGUUGCAAUACUCACAGCCCAAGUCUUUCUGCGGUUCAUCCCCAAUAUCUGGAUCAUCUUCGCCCUUGUCCUGUUUGAGGGACUUUUGGGGGGAGCCGCCUUUGUCAAUACGUUCUACAAGAUCUCAGAGGAUAUUGAGGCAGAAUUCAAGGAAUUUAGCCUGGCAGCUGCUACUAUUGCUGACUCCGUGGGAAUUUCUAUCGCUGGUGCGAUCUCCAUUCCAGCUCACAACCAUAUACGUUCACUCAAUCUGAAAAUGUGAAUGUCUCCUGUAUAUUGUAUAAAAAUGAUGACUGUAUGGACAUUCUCCAACACUUUGUUAGUGCUAACCAUAAUUAAUUUCUUUAUACUUAAAAGACAACAAGUAUUUUAAUUUGAUGGCAUAUAAUUUUGAUGGAAUGUCAUGAUAAGUCUGCCCUCCUUUCCUCUCUUCUAUACCAUGAAAGGGAUACUACAUGCACUAAUACAUGCUGGAAUUUUAAAUCUUUUAGAAAUAGUCUGUGAUGAAAUGUCAAUAUUUCUCUUAAAUUUAAAGGUUAAGUUGCUAUGAAUAUUCAAAAGCUUGUGUGUGUGUUGCUAAAAUGUAUGAUAUAAUUUUGAAUGAUGAUCAUUUGUUAAAUGGAUAUUUAAUUUUGAAUUAUUUAUGCAGCAUGUAAGCUCCAAAUGCGAAGUACAUAAUAUUUGACUCUAUAUUAAGAAAGAUAACUCUUUGCAGAAUAAAUGACUAAUUUAUAGAGAAUGUUUUAACAUUGAUAUGUGCAAUUAACUGUGUACAGAAUUUAACUUCGUCUAAAAUUGUCAGAAUAAAACGUUUACUGUACAUUCAAAUGGAUUAUUAAAUCCAACAUGUUCAUCAAAUUUAGGUAGCAAGGUCUUGUAUUUUUGAGAAUAGAAAAUUUAGUUAUAAAAUUAUCAUAUAUUGUUUGAUAUUUUCUUGUUCUGACUUAAUAAUAAACUCUGUUUUUUAUUCUUAGUUCACCGCAAAUUCCUUUUUUCUAAAAAGUAAAUUUUUACGUUGUUAAUAUACAAAACAUGUAAAUGUAAUACAUGUGUACAUGUGAAAAUGUGCACUUGUAAAAAAUUAUGUGCAAAAACUAUUGUGUAUUGAAUUAAAUUAUACAUGUGUAUUAAUGUUCAUGCUUAAUUUAUUUCUAUAAAAAGUGCC